Messenger RNA from Condylura cristata (star-nosed mole), 1073 nucleotides. It is a transcript of the gene VPS25, whose product is annotated as vacuolar protein sorting 25 homolog (S. cerevisiae). The transcript has 6 exons. Gene Ontology annotation, molecular function: protein homodimerization activity; structural molecule activity. Bases 35 to 565 code for a protein of 176 amino acids. Lineage: Eukaryota; Metazoa; Chordata; Mammalia; Eulipotyphla; Talpidae. Gene Ontology annotation, biological process: protein transport to vacuole involved in ubiquitin-dependent protein catabolic process via the multivesicular body sorting pathway. The record is from RefSeq and is a predicted model, not a curated record. Gene Ontology annotation, cellular component: ESCRT II complex.
UGCCCGGAGGUUCCGGGUUUCCUGGGCUACUACGAUGGCGAUGAGUUUCGAGUGGCCGUGGCAGUAUCGCUUCCCGCCCUUCUUUACGUUACAGCCGAACGUGGACACUCGGCAGAAGCAGCUGGCCGCCUGGUGCUCGCUGGUCCUGUCCUUCUGCCGCCUGCAUAAACAGUCCAGCAUGACGGUGAUGGAAGCCCAGGAGAGCCCGCUCUUCAACAACGUGAAGCUACAGCGAAAGCUCCCUGUGGAAUCAAUCCAGAUCGUAUUAGAGGAACUGAGGAAGAAAGGGAACCUGGAGUGGUUGGAUAAGAAUAAGUCUAGCUUCCUGAUCAUGUGGCGGAGGCCAGAAGAAUGGGGGAAACUCAUCUAUCAGUGGGUUUCCAGGAGCGGCCAGAAUAACUCCGUGUUCACCCUGUAUGAACUGACCAAUGGGGAAGACACAGAGGAUGAGGAGUUCCAUGGGCUGGAUGAGGCAACCCUACUGCGCGCUCUACAGGCCCUGCAGCAGGAGCACAAAGCCGAAAUCAUCACUGUCAGCGAUGGCCGAGGCGUCAAGUUCUUCUAGCAAUACCUGUCGCCCUUCUUACCUCCUACCCUGACAGGGCUUCAAAGGGAGACAGACCCAGUGUCCCCACCGGCUGGAUCUCUGCCUCUACCAGACUCAAAAGGGCUCUAGUCCAGGGAUGGGGUCCCACUUACCCCAUGUGUCUGUCCCUGGGUUGGGUGAGGGUGAGGUAACCGGGAGAAAAGAUGUGCUUCUCUUUUUCCCACCUCUGCUCCCAUCCUAGUUAGCCCUGAGCCAGGCUCUGUAAAUCUAACACUGCACAUAUGUUCACACACAUAAGUUCACACACACACACACCUGCACAAGCAUCUGUCUCUUCCCCCUCCUACUCCCUUAGCUGCUGUUGCCUCCCUCUCAGGCUGGUGCUGGAUCCUUCCCAGGGGAUGGGGGAAGCCCUGGCUGCAGGCAGCCUUCCAGGCAGUAUGAAGAUAAGAGGCCCAAGUAGGGGCCUGACAGUGAAAGGCAGGGUGGGACACUGAUUUAUGAUAUUAAAAAAGUUCAACCCCAC